Messenger RNA from Syngnathoides biaculeatus (alligator pipefish), 2189 nucleotides. It is a transcript of the gene rtn2a, whose product is annotated as reticulon 2a. NCBI's taxonomy places the organism in Eukaryota, Metazoa, Chordata, Actinopteri, Syngnathiformes, Syngnathidae. The coding region runs from base 68 to 1459 and encodes 463 amino acids. The record is from RefSeq and is a predicted model, not a curated record. The transcript has 10 exons.
AGGGUGGAGGGGGGGGGCCCGGGAGGAGUCUUCCAUUCGGGAGGGCUCAGCGAUGUCUUGAUGGAGUAUGGGCCAGGUUUUAGGAUUCUCCCACUGCCAGGAAUACGGCUCAGUGGCCUCCACUCCAGAUUCAACGCCCCCGUGCACCGACGGUGGUAAUGAGGAGUCAGAGCUCUACGAGCUGCAAACAGCGAGGGACUGGUCAGAAGACGAAGCGGUCGGAUUCGAUGAAGACGACGGGCUGGCGUCCUCGCCAUCCAUCUGGGGCACGCCGCGUCAGAACUCCCUCGAGCUGACGUUCUCCUAUAUCGCCAUCGCAGAGCCCGAGGCCCUGGGGGCCUCACGCACCCACCGGGAUAGGCGCAGGGGUGCCUCGCGGGGAAGUCGCACAUCUCUGGUGCGCACGGACACGCCGGAGACACCACUGGACUCCCCGGACAUUGACUGGCACCCAGAAGGAUUCCUCAGUCGGGGCAAUGAGGAGGAGGAGGAGAGGCUAGACACGAGCACCACCAGCCCAAGAAGGAGGAGGAGGCAAAAUGAGACCAUAACGAUACAGCCAUCGCCCCAAAGUGUAGACGUAGAAACUCAGGAGGGCGAUGCAGGGAUCGUAAAUGAGGAGAGUAGUUUGAUUCAGAUGUCGUCUCAACCACAGAUACUUCCAGCAGCAGCGGCGGCAUCCUCACCGACCCCUGAGCCUGAGUCACCGAUCACUUCAGGGGAGCCCCAGCAACCUACUGAACUCGAGUCCACGUCGCUGGAUGCCACCGCUCCAUCUACUCAGGAAAAGCUGCUGAGCCAGUUUUGGUACUCAGCCCUUAACCUCUCAGAAGGCACCAUAGUAUCUCCACACAUAGCAGUCAUGGACCUGAUCUACUGGAAGGACACGGAGCGAACGGGAAUGGUGCUGACGGGAUUAGUGGUGGGUCUCCUGUGCCUGUUCCAACUCAGCAUCAUCACUGUGGUGUCCACAGCAUCUCUCGCCAUCGUGUGCUUUACCAUGUCAGUGCGCAUCUACUACAAAAUCCUCCAUACGCUCAACUGGGGCGAUGGAGAACACCCCUUCAAGUCAUAUUUGGACAUGGACAUCAGUUUUAGUGGGGAGCAGGCGGAGUUGUACAUGCAGAAAGUCAUCGUCAUGACUCUGUGUGCUGUAGACAGUCUGAAAAAACUCUUCUUUGUCAGCAACCUCUUCGAGUCCCUCAAGUUGCUGGUCCUGCUAUAUCUCGUUUCGUACCUGGGAGAUCUGUGCAAUGGCCUCACGCUCCUCAUCAUAGGUGUAAUCGCCCUAUUUUCUUUGCCACUUUUCUACCGACGGCAUCAGGAGCAAGUGGACAACGUUAUUGGAAAGGUCCAGGCCCUCAUCGACAACGUCAAGGAUUUCCUACAAAGACUAGCCCAUGGCGGUGCCCCCCCUCCCGUUAUGACCCAGGAUGGUGCCAAACCUAAAAUCCAAUAAACUGAUGGAUGACAGGAUCACGAGAAGCUGCGGGCCGUCACGCCGCCAUCUUACCCGGCAAAGCAGUCCCGGCUCCACUUGACCGAGCUGCUGAAUCCAGAAGGACGGGAUGUUUGCUAUUAGAACUGUCUCAGUUAUUGGGUUUUUAGAGGAUUGUAUGACAUUUUUUUGUUUCGUUUUGUUUUUUAAUUAUCAAAGUUUCUGUUGAAAGCUGUCGUCCAAAUGAGGCUCCUUACACCCCAAAUGGAAACUUCACGUUCAUAAUUCAUGGCAGCAUCUCACUGACCGUUGCCGUGCUCGUUAAUUUUUGAAUGCAUAUUCGUUUUUAUGACUGUUUUGUGAGUGUACAUAUCUGCCUGCGCGCGUGAGUGAAUAACUCGUGGAAAACAAGCAAUUCAAGUCACUUUUUUGUCCUUUUUCAGGCAUUACCAUCAGUGUUUUCUCGACAUUGUGCAUCGUUGCACUUUUGGCCAUCAUUUAUGCGCCUCAUUAUGUUUGAAAGCAUAUGUGGUCGGAUUUCUUUACGAAGAAAUGUAAGCGUAGGUGCCUUUCUUAGAGCAGGUUCAAGCGUAUUCAUGAAUGAUUUCAUCUUAUUCACACAUCCCUCGUUUAUGUGCACCUUGCCCUUUGAAAAAUGGAGUUUUGUACCUGUACGAUGCCUUUGUGAUGACAUGACAAUGGUUAUCUUGUAAGAAAAAUCACUUUUAGAAAUAAUAAAAUUGAUCAGGAU